AUGGAAACCCUCUGCAAGGCGAUAAGCCGCAAGAAACCUAACGACGAUGACGGCAGCCAUUCAAAACUGGCGCGUGUGCUAACGCUGCUGGACCUGACGGGACUCGGCGUCGGCAGUACGCUCGGGCUGGGAGCAUACGUCCUUGCCGGAUCGGUAGCCUACGAACAGGCCGGCCCGGGUGUGGUGGUUUCGUUUGUGAUUGCCGCCUUGGCUGCAGCCAUAGCUGGCUUGUGUUAUGCCGAGUUUGCCGCACGAGUUCCGAAAGCCGGAUCAGCUUACAUCUACACGUACAUCACGAUCGGAGAGUUCGCUGCGUUUACCAUCGGGUGGAAUCUAAUGUUGGAGUACAUUAUCGGAACGGCUAGUGUGGCACGUGGACUUAGCGGUUAUAUAGAUGCUUUAAUCGAUUACCGGAUAGCGGGUGCAAUGCGCAAUAUAAUGGAGAUUCGAAUAAGUUUUCUAGGAUCGUAUCCGGAUGUGUUUUCAUUUUUGGUGGUUCUUACUGUCACAGCGCUUUUGGCCUAUGGAGUGAAAGAAUCCACCAUAUUGAAUAACGUCUUCACCGGUGUAAAUCUGCUAGUGAUCGCGGUUGUGCUUAUUUCUGUGGGAACUAAAGCUGAUCCUGGCAAUUGGAACAUAAAACCGGAGGAUAUUCCAUCCGAUAUAAAUGGCGGAGCAGGAGGAUUCUUGCCCUACGGAAUAGCAGGAGUGAUGGCAGGCGCUGCCAAAUGCUUCUACGGAUAUGUAGGAUUUGACUGUAUAGCUACGACCGGAGAGGAAGCUCGAAACCCUUCGAAAAACAUUCCACUGGCUAUCAUAUUUUCCCUUCUAAUUAUUUUUUUGUCUUACUUCGGUGUUGCAACGGUUCUGACGAUGGCAUUGCCAUACUAUCUGCAAGAUCCAAUAGCACCAUUUCCCAAUCUUUUCGAUUGGCUCGGAUGGCAGGAAAUCAAAUGGAUCGUAUCGAUAGGUGCAAUUUUUUCACUCUGCACCAAUUCACUCGGAGCGAUGUUUCCACUGCCACGUGUCCUUUACGCUAUGUCAUCCGACGGAAUUAUGUUCAAAGGAUUGCGUCAAGUGAAUCCCAAAACGAAAACACCCAUAUUGGCAACAAUUAUUUCCGGACUAGUUGCUGGAACGAUGGCCCUACUUUUCGAUCUACAACAAUUAAUCGAUAUGAUGUCGAUCGGAACGUUGCUAGCAUAUACGAUCGUUGCUGUCAGUGUCAUGGUUCUGCGAUAUGAUAAAAUUGACAACUUUCAAACCGCAAACCAGGAAAAAUCGAUGAUUAUGAAACAAUUGUUCAAUUUGAACAUUGCCAAGAAACCGAAUUCUCUUACAUCGAAGAUAGUUAAAGUUUGUCUUCUUGUUUACGCGAUUGCAAUCUGUGGUGUAUGUGUGCUACUGGUUCACGGUCAGGACUAUCUGUCUGCUCAGUAUCCGCUCGUUUUAAUUAUCCUAAUAGCACUCGUUACGACAAUGUUGAUUCUCUAUUUGGUAAUUGCUUGCCAACCCAUCGACGAAGCUAAACUUACCUUUCAAGUUCCCUGUGUGCCGUUUGUGCCGAUGCUGAGCAUGUUUGUAAACAUCUAUCUGAUGUUCCAGCUGGAUGCUGCAACGUGGAUCAGUUUUUCCGUCUGGUUACUGAUAGGCUUUCUAAUUUACUUUUCCUAUGGAAUUCGACACUCGACUUUGGCUUCCCGAAGUCGAAGUCCCACGUUUUCCGAAAGUCAGCUACAGAAUCCGUUUGCUGUGUCCGGAAUAGAAAAGGUGUAG
Sabethes cyaneus is the source of this 1776-nucleotide messenger RNA. Its product is annotated as cationic amino acid transporter 2-like. The record is from RefSeq and is a predicted model, not a curated record. The transcript has 3 exons. Gene Ontology annotation, molecular function: amino acid transmembrane transporter activity. Gene Ontology annotation, cellular component: plasma membrane. Lineage: Eukaryota; Metazoa; Arthropoda; Insecta; Diptera; Culicidae. Gene Ontology annotation, biological process: transmembrane transport; amino acid transport. Bases 1 to 1776 code for a protein of 591 amino acids.